AUGGGGAAGGACAAAGAGCGUUCGGUCAACCCUGCGGCUGCGCAGCGAAAGCAGGACAAGCAGAAGAGCUUGAAGAAGGGGAAAGCCGAGGCGCUGGCACGCCGCAAUGAGAAACUCGCACGACGCAACCCGGAUCGAAUUCAGCGACAGAUCAACGACUUCAAAGCUAUGGAGGAGGCGGGACAAAAAUUACGACCACGCGACAAGGAGAUACUGGAAGCGCUUGAAAAGGACCUACGGGGGGUCUUGAAAGCACGCGAGGCUUUGGGCGAUAAAGCACCAAAAUUUGGAGACGGUCAUGGUUCCCGGAGGGACGGAGAUGCCGUGCUCGGCAAGCGGAGGAGAGACGAGGAACACGGAAGGUACCCGCAUGAAAGUGACAGCAGCGAGACAGACGAGGAUGUACGACGGAUACCCAUGCCGCGGGACACACCACCACCGAUCCCACGGCAACCGCGGAGACGGGGUCCUGGAGAGAGAGAGGACUCGGAACUGCGUGGGCCACAUUCGCUACCCUCUCGGCCACCAGCGGUCGAACAUAAGACUGUUUACGAAGCCCAGCCUGAGAUUCGAGAUCUGCGGAAGGAGGCUGUCAACAAGUUCAUUCCCGCUGCGGUGCGCAUGAAGCAGGAAUCAAUUAGGGGGACUGGGAAGUUGUUAGAACCGGAGGAGAUGGACAGGCUUGAGAAAGCUGGGUAUAACGCUACAGCCCCGGCAGGUCAACCGUCCACUGCUGGCGAUGAACAACUAUCACUGGAAGAAGAGGAGCGGCGGUUCAAUCAGGAGAUGAAAACUGUACAGAUAGAAGAAGUGGAGGACGAGGAGGCUUAA
Messenger RNA from Penicillium cinerascens, 831 nucleotides. Its product is annotated as WW domain binding protein 11. The record is from RefSeq and is a predicted model, not a curated record. The coding region runs from base 1 to 831 and encodes 276 amino acids. NCBI's taxonomy places the organism in Eukaryota, Fungi, Ascomycota, Eurotiomycetes, Eurotiales, Aspergillaceae. The transcript has a single exon. Gene Ontology annotation, biological process: RNA processing.